Messenger RNA from [Torrubiella] hemipterigena, 840 nucleotides. The record is from the annotation of a GenBank genome assembly. Lineage: Eukaryota; Fungi; Ascomycota; Sordariomycetes; Hypocreales; Clavicipitaceae.
CCAAGCUGUACGGAUCUCAACACCCUUCGACAUCCAAUUCAAUCCUCCUCCCACCACUCGCCAUGUUCUCUCGCCAGGUCCUCCGCUCCGCCAGAGCCGCUGCUCCUCAGCGCGCUAUUACUCUCCGCGCCGCCCCCGUCCGCAGCUUCGCCGCUGCCGCCAACGAGGGCCAGCCCCCAGUCACUGUCUUUGGUGUUGACGGAACCUACGCCAGCGCUCUCUACACUGCCGCUUCCAAGACGUCGACCCUCGAGCCCACCGCCAAGGCCCUCGCCAACCUCAGCAACAUCUUCGAGAAGGAUGCUAAGCUCGCUACCAUCCUGUCUGCUCCUACUCUCUCCGCCGAGGACAAGUCCGCCAUCGUCGCCGAGCUCGUUAAGCAGUCUGGCAGCAAGGAAGCCACCGUCAAGAACUUCCUCGACACUCUCGCCGAGAACAACCGCCUCGGUCUCCUCAAGGGUGUCUGCGACAAGUUCAACGAGAUCAUGUCUGCUUCUCGCGGCGAGGUUGAGAUGACCAUCACCUCCGCUCAGCCCCUCGACAACAAGACCCUCUCUAGACUCGAGACUGCUGUCGCCAAGUCUUCCUACGUCGGCCAGGGCAAGAAGCUCAAGGUUACCAACACCGUCAACCCCGACAUCGUUGGUGGACUAGUCGUCGAGGUUGGUGACCGUACCAUCGACCUCAGCGUCUCUGCCCGCAUCGCCAAGAUGAACAAGCUCCUCACGGACUCCCUGUAAAAACAUCAAUCGCAUAACUACAUCCCGAUUAUUGAAAAUCACCCGAGAUUCCUUCGUCUUAUUCCAGCACUAAAACCAACCCUACCUAAAAAGGAGUUGC